AUGUUCAAUGUAAGUAUUACAACCAUCAAUUCGUCGUUCUUCAGUCAAUACGGAAAUCUGGAAGAAAUAGAAAUCUACGAGUCUCCGUUUCUGAAUGAGUUCGAUGGAAAUUCGUUGCGUAAUCUCACCCAUCUACGUAAAUUUUCGAUAACGUGGUGCCGUAAACUCGAAGAGAUCUCUGAGGUGCUGCUGGAGAAGAAUCUGAAAAUCCAAUCAUUAAUUCUACGCGAUAAUGGUCUGAAGCGUAUGCCAAGCCUAGAAAUGACUGACGAGCAUAAAAUGGAUGUCGAAAUCGAUCUGUCGGGAAAUCAGAUUCAAUACAUCGGGGAUGGCCGGGUUCGAUCCGUUCGAGCGCGAAGCCUACGGCCUGAGUAA
Messenger RNA from Cooperia oncophora, 375 nucleotides. The record is from the annotation of a GenBank genome assembly. NCBI's taxonomy places the organism in Eukaryota, Metazoa, Nematoda, Chromadorea, Rhabditida, Trichostrongylidae.